ACAGACUCUCAUAUUGUUCGAACUUCCUGGUAUGAUGCUGUACAUGGACAGUAACAUGGAGUAAUACGUGCCAAUAAUCUACAUCGACUCAAAAUAAUUUCAAACGAAUUCGAAACAGAACCACAUCACAUACCCAUGUGAUGUGUGUUCUAGCCGUGAAGCGCUUAGAAGCCAAAGAAUACAACUUUUACUUCGACCUUUUUUGGUAUUAUAUGCAGUUGCAUUAUUUUUUUUACUAAAGGAAUAAGAAGAACUACAUAUUAUAUUGGUCCAUCAUGAUACGCUUGAUCAUGAUUUUUGGUCUUAACUUCAUUUCAGCAUUCAAUGCCAACGUAUUGUAAAACAAAGUGACAAGACUAUGAAACACUUAACAAUGCUUCAAAGUAUUUUGCUGAGGUUGCAACUACAAAUGUUGGGAAUAUUUCACUGGGCACCUAUUCAUUGGCGACAUCGAUGUUUGUUGUGUAGCAAUCACCUUGAAGAAAGCAAAGCUGAUCCAUUAUUUGAACCUCAAGCUGGAAACAAGCACAAUGAAGAAGCGGAACUACAUGACAGAGAGUUUCUUGAGGACAUGGACGAAAGUGCUGGAUUAUUCCCAUCCCCAGACUUUAGGGAUGAAAGCAGUAAGACUUGUUGGGACGAAGACGAAGGUAGUGAGAACACUUGUGCUGUGUGUGAGAGUCUACAAUGGAACAGAGAAGGUGACGUCACCAGGAAUAUCAAGGAGUGGCUGCCUGGGCCAUACCGCAGAGCCAUCGGAACAGUAGUUUCUAUGCUAUUCAUGAUAGUGCUAACGGUUGGUAUGUGCUACAUGACUGUCCUCUACUUCUGUUACCUGUUUGGUCGUGAAGACGAAGUGAUGCAUUUGACUUCGUUCAUGUCAUUUUCAAUCAGCUUGAGUUCGGUUGCCUUGAUCUGUGUCUACGGGAAGGUCCGGUAUUACUUCAAUGGAUAUGGAAAAAGGCUGGACAUGGAAAACAUUCAAGUGAACUGGGGUUGGAGUGAAAUGAUGCAUCAAGAUUUUAUGACUCGACGUCUUCAGUACCUGUGCGGACCUACGGGGUUUCAUCUUCCAGGAAUUCCAUUUCAUGUAGCAUGUCUCCUAUGGCCUGUUGUCAAUAUGGUCUUCGAAAUAGUCUACUUCAACAGUUUGAGCCAGCUCCAGCCUGUCAUAAACCUCAUGUUCGCUAUUAUAGAGGUAUUGUCUGUCACAGCUGGGAUGCUGUUAUAUGGUGUAUUCUGCCAUACGAUUUUCCACCUGCGUUGCUCCUUCGAGAUCGAGUGCAAUCUCCUCCUCGCCUUCUUUAUCGAGAACGAAGGUUACCUCGAUCGAUGUCGCAUGCGGUUGGCGGAAACCUACCGUGACUACAGAAUCUUUCAAUCAGCAGUUAGGUCAUGGGUUGCUUUCAUCGUUUCAAUCGGUAUCCUUGGACUAACUAUUCAUUUGAGUUGGAACUACGAUGUCUACAGCGGGAACGAAAAGCUGAAUAUAAGCAGCAAGGACCUCAUCCUUCUCAAUGUGCUUAUCUUCUCUGAGAAGCUUAUGAUCAUUUCCCUACCUGUCAUUGCGGUAGGUGGGAUGGACCUAAGCUAUCUAUGGCGUCAUUUUCAACUGGCUCUCUCAAGGAACCGUCGAAGUAAGCAGGAGUAUUUCUGGGACCGUCUUAUCUAUUACCUGCGUGAUAUGAAGGAGAAUGACCAAGGAACCGGUGUUACCGCUUUUCUCUCUGUCGUCUCAUUGUAUACAGGACUUAAACUCGGGGCGCAAAACCUAGACUAUUCCGGUGUUCUGGGACAUUAAUGAUGAUGAUGAUGUGGCUUUGUUCGCCGGAAACAAAAUUAUUUUCCCCUAUAGACAAUACACACACCCCCACACGCACACAGACACAUGAUGGUUAAAUUGGAGUUCAUUUUCAUAUUACUUUACAGUAUCAUUUAUUGAAUAAUAUAUAAACGUGUGGAGGCCCGGAACAAUGGAAUUAGUUAGGCAGGGCCAGUAGCGUAGAGAUGGGGGGGGGGGGGCGGAGGCUCUUGCACUCUCCCCAAUUUCUUCACGACCAAGAAAAAAAAGAGAAGUGUGAAAUUUGAUAUUAUUUUCUGAAUAUUAUGACAGUCUUUCAAAAAAUUUGAUUUUUUUUUUGGUAAUAAAAUAUCAAAAUAUUUGCUCGCUCGCUCCUAACUUUGUAUAAAUUUUAUGCAAUAUAUGCCAUAUCACCUCAUACUUAUUUUUUGCACAUUAGGCCCCUGGGCAGGGCCAUUCAACAUGAAUGAAAUGUAUUGAAUUUAGCGGAACAUCAUUGGCAUCUGCAAAUAUUCUGCUUAAGACAAAAUACAAUGUAAUACAAUACAUACAAAAUAUACAUACAAUUUGAGGAACAUUUGAGGGAAAGAAACAUAACACAAGGCAAAACAAGGUGUUACACAUGAUUCAAUACAAGUAAUUUUGAAUGGAAUGUAACAAUAUCAUAAAUAUGAUACUGAUAUUUGUAUAGUAUCGAUAAUUGUUAUCAUUGGUGCGGUGUUAAAUUCAUGAGUUGUCAAGUUAUUUAUCAAUUUGUAAGGACAUCAAACUUCUAUAUGUUAUAUGUAUUUUAUUUUGUAUAUGAAUUGAAGUUGUCAAUAAAAACUACUUAAUACGAAAAAUUGUAAUUACUAUGCUUAUCUAUUUUAUUUUCCUUUAUUGGAAGAUACAUAGAUCCUAUAUAGUUAUACAGACCAGCAGCACUUGCUAAAAUUGUCACUUUACAGCAUUCAUGAAUUAUGAUAUAACAUGAACAUUUACCCAAAAAAAUCCAGGCCGUUCUGACCCGGAAUUACUACAUGUCAUAUAAACCUUCCUCGGUUAAUAGUAAGCCUUUAAAAACUUGAAUCGAUUCAUAUAUUGCACCUGAUAUUAGUGUUACAUUUCUUUAAAUCCUUAAUCAUUACUGUCCAGGUUUUUAUGAAGGAAAAACGGUUUCACACAGUGAAGUUUCACUUUUCAGCAUGUCUGUACCCUUGUAUAUUGUUUCCAGUCAUCGCAACAGGCACUUCUUUAGAAAUGUAUCUCCUUAAAACACGUUAAUGUGUAUUAUACUCGAAUCAUAUUACUCGCAUAUGUUCAGAUCAAAGUAUAUAUGAUUCAAGAAACGCAAAAUAAAUUU
Lytechinus pictus (painted urchin) is the source of this 3143-nucleotide messenger RNA. RefSeq lists its product as uncharacterized. The transcript is spliced from 7 exons. Lineage: Eukaryota; Metazoa; Echinodermata; Echinoidea; Temnopleuroida; Toxopneustidae. Bases 359 to 1801 code for a protein of 480 amino acids. The record is from RefSeq and is a predicted model, not a curated record.